Molecule: messenger RNA, 237 nt
Organism: Paramuricea clavata
Lineage: Eukaryota; Metazoa; Cnidaria; Anthozoa; Malacalcyonacea; Plexauridae
Source: the annotation of a GenBank genome assembly
AUGCCGAAGACAUUCAACAACAUAACCAUCCAAGUUGAAUGGUUAUGCCGAAGACAGUCAACUGUCUUCCAAGUUGAAUGGUUAUGCCGAAGACGUCAACUGUCUUCCAAGUUGAAUGGUUAUGCCGAAGACAGUCAACUGUCUUCCAAGUUGAAUGGUUAUGCCGAAGACAGUCAACUGUCUUCCAAGUUGAAUGGUUAUGCCGAAGACGUUCAACGGCAUAAACAUCCAAGUUGA